AUGAUGCUCCAAAGCGGUCCCUUCGCCAGCGGUCUCGCGCUGCCGCAUUGGGGGGUCCACGCAAGGUUAUUGAUGCGACGCGAUGGCGAUGAAGAGGGCGGCAAGGAGGACCAGGCGAACCGGCGAGGGGACGGCUUCGACGCGGUGGAUCCGGCCGAGAAGGAUUUCGACGACGCAAUGCGGUUCGGGACGCGGACGCGAUACAACCCCUCGCUCACGCUCGAGUCACUCGCCGAGUUUAUGCCCGCGACCCCGUCCACGCCGGCCGGGUGCGCCGCCGCGGCGCUGCAGAACCUCAGCCUCUUGGGCCCGGCCGACCCCAUCGGCGCACCCCUAGACCUGCAGGCACGCAGCUAUGCACAGGACCUCGAGGCGAGCGGCGUGCGGUUCUUUGCUGAUGCCAACGCUAGAGAGGAGGCGGAGGCGUUUUUGCAGCAGAAGCGGCGGGACGAGGCCGCCGCCGCCGCCGCCAAGGAGGGAGGAGACGUAGCCGCCAGCGGCAUCAGCAGCAGCGAGGAACGCAUCAUCCAGCCCGCCGACGAGACGGUCAGGCAGGUCAUUGUGGACAGGGCCAUCGUGGGCCAACACGAAGCACCUCAGUAUGCGACGGAUCCUAUCGGCCUGGCCCGCUCGUGGCACCUGCGGGCCGAGACGUACUCCCAGAACGACGUGGACCAGUUUGAGAAGAAGCUCCAGUCGCUGCUGAGCAAGGCGGGCAAGGCGGGCGCGCCCCAGGGGGCGGGACGGAAUGCCCGGGCUGCGUAA
This is a messenger RNA of Hirsutella rhossiliensis, 765 nucleotides long. RefSeq lists its product as uncharacterized. The transcript has 3 exons. The record is from RefSeq and is a predicted model, not a curated record. Bases 1 to 765 code for a protein of 254 amino acids. Lineage: Eukaryota; Fungi; Ascomycota; Sordariomycetes; Hypocreales; Ophiocordycipitaceae.